ACCAGUUUAUCGUAGUCCCGAGAAUACACGGAAGUGCUUGUGGCAGCGUUGACUUGGGCCAAACGUAGCCCUAGAGAUAAGCGCUUUUGCGAUAAGCAUGGCUUAAACUGUAGUGCCGCAAUCGCCGCUGCUGUUAUUGAGAACCAUCUCUGCGCAACAUAUUCAUUCAUUCCCCCCAAAACCAACCGUUAAAUUCACCUCUCUUUUCCUAUCUUGCUUCAUUUCCAUUGAUUCAGAUUCAGUGUUUUCCCUUUGCUAAGAAUGGGGAAGCCCACAGGGAAGAAGAAGGGCAGCGCUACUCCUACUCCUACUCCUACUCCGAGUGGUGCAAAUUCGCACGCCAAGUCCGUGAAACCUUCGAAAGCAUUCGAUGAAGACACGGCACUGUUCAUCAACAUGUCGCAAGAGUUCAGGGAAGAAGGUAACAGGUUGUUUCAGAAGAGGGACAACGAGGGCGCCAUGCUCAUGUACGAGAAGGCACUGAAUCUGCUCCCCAAGAAUCACAUCGAUGUGGCGCACCUUCGUACGAGCAUGGCCACGUGUUACAUGCAAUUGGGUCUCGGCGAAUACCCUCGCGCCAUUCACGAAUGCAAUUUGGCGUUGCAAGUGUCGCCCAGAUACAGCAAAGCUCUUCUCAAAAGAGCCACCUGCUAUCGUGCGCUUAAUCGCUUCGAUUUGGCGCUCAGAGACGUUCACCUUGUCUUGGGAAUGGAGCCUAAUAACCUCACCGCGUUGGAGCUUCUCGACAGUCUCGCCAAGUCAACGGAAGCCAAGGGAGUCUCUGUUGAUUACAAGGAGGUGCCUUUUGAUGCUCUUCUCCACUUUACUCCUCCUUCGCAGAAGCUCAAGAAAAAGAGAGCUAAAAAAAUUGAGGACAAGGUGGUUGUGGAGGAAAAAGUGAAAAGUGUUGAGGAUAAACAGGUGGUUUCUGGAACAGUUGAACAGGAAAAAAGGGUGGAGGAAGAAAAAUCGAGUGAUGAGGUUGUGAGAAAGGACAGUGGGAAGCCAAGUGAUGAGGGUGUGGAAGAAGGAAAAGACAUAGAUGUGGCGAAAAGGAUGAUUAGUGUGGAGGAAGAAAGACCUGUCACAAGGACUGUGAAGUUGGUGCUUGGAGACGAUAUAAGAUGGGCAGAGUUACCUGUGAAUUGUAGCGUGAAGUUAGUGAGGGAUGUAGCUAGGGAUCGGUUUCCGGGUUUGAAGGGUGUUCUUGUCAAGUAUAAGGAUAAAGAAGGUGAUUUGGUUACAAUCACUACUACGGAUGAACUAAGGUUAGCUGAAAAAUCUGCUCCUCAGAAGGCAUCUUUUCGGCUUUAUAUUACUGAGAUCAAUCCAGAUCAAGAACCUUCUUAUGAUGGAACAACGACUAAUGGGGAUGAGGCCCAAAGUGGAGGUGGAAAACCGAGUGAUGGUGUUGAGAAUGGGAGUGUGGAAGAAGGCAAAGAUAAAGAUGUGGCGAAAAGGAUGAUUACUGUGGAGGACUGGCUUCUCCAGUUUGCAAGGCUGUUCAAGAACCAUGUAGGGUUUGAGUCUGAUUCUUAUCUAGAUAAUCAUGAGGUUGCAAUGAAGUUGUAUGAAGAAGCAAUGGAGGAUACGGUGGCAAGCAAUGAUGCUCAAGAGCUUUUUGGAAUUGCUGCAGAUAAAUUUCAAGAGAUGGCUGCUUUGGCAUUGUUUAAUUGGGGGACGGUUCAAAUGUCCAGGGCAAGGAACCAGGGUUUCUUUUCGGAGGACGUGGCAAGAGAAUCUUCCUUGGUGCAUAUGAAAGCUGCGUAUGAGUUGGCGCAGAAUGAGUACAAGAAAGCAGAAAUGAGAUAUGAAGAAGCCUUGAAAAUCAAACCUGACUUCUGUGAAGGAUAUCUUGCUCUUGGGCAUCAGCAGUUUGAGCAAGCAAGGCUCUGCUGGUAUUAUGCAAUGGCAUGCAAGAAGGACUUAGAAGCUGGCUUUUCUGAUGAGGUUCUACAACUCUAUAACAAGGCAGAGGACAGCAUGGAGAAAGGCAUCUUGAUGUGGGAGGAGAUGGAGGAGCAGCGUUUGAAUGGAAUAUCCAAAUCAGACAAAUGUAAAGAACAGUUAGAGAAAAUGGGCUUGGAUAGUCUUUUCAAAGAUAUUUCUUAUGAUGAAGCUUCAAAGCAAGCUGCAAAGAUGAGGUCUCAGAUACAUCUUUUAUGGGGAACCUUGUUGUAUGAACGUUCUGUUGUGGAAUACAAGCUUGGCCUUCCUACAUGGGAGGAAUGCUUGGAGGUUGCAGUUGAAAAGUUUGAACUAGCUGGAACUUCUGCAACGGAUAUUGCUUUUAUUGUAAAGAAUCACUGCUCAAAUGAAACAGCACUUGAAGGGUUCAAAAUUGAUGAGAUAGUACAGGCAUGGAAUGAAAUGUAUGAUGCUCGAGGGUGGCAGUUUGGUGAUCCAUCAUUUCGACUUGAACCAUUGUUUCGUCGGCGUGUUCCUAAACUCCAUUAUAUCUUGGAGCAAUUUUAAGUUUUCUUCUUGAGUUUGGAAUUCUAUGAGGCGUGGAUUCUUUUGUCUUCAUAUUUUGAAGCUGCUUUGACCCCAUUCUAAGACUGGAUUUUUUCUCCUCUCCAUACUGUUGUUUAGGUCAUUGUUCGGUGCUGUGAUUGGAUUAUCUAUUCUUAUGCCAGUUUUGUACAAGUUGGGUUUUAGGCUAGAAAGCCUGGUUAUAUAUAUUUUUUGCUCCUAUAUUCUUUACAGGUGUGCGAGUAUAUUGGGCAAUAUGAUUUGUUCAGUUUGCAACCAAAAUAUGUAUAAAGAUUUUUUCAUACGUGGAGGCAGGCUUGUGAGUUGUGAUUAAUAUUAUCAUUGUCAUUGGUACGUGGUAACAAUUCAUGGAUAUCAAAUAGCAUUUUGCACUAUCACACUAUUCAUUUUUAUCAUAAGUUUCUUUCGCUUGUA
This is a messenger RNA of Cajanus cajan (pigeon pea), 2907 nucleotides long. Its product is annotated as protein PHOX1. Lineage: Eukaryota; Viridiplantae; Streptophyta; Magnoliopsida; Fabales; Fabaceae. Gene Ontology annotation, molecular function: protein binding. The record is from RefSeq and is a predicted model, not a curated record.